AUGGCGCCGGUUCUCCGUCGACAAGCUCACCGAGCGGGUCGGAGCCAUACGACCACGACCACGACCACGACCCCGACCCGGGCCAUACUCCGAACCUCAUCAGCCUCGGCGGACCAAAAGCCCACUGCCGCCCAACGCGCACAAAAGAAAUGGAAUCACUUCCGCCGAUAUGCCUCCGAGUCCCCCUACCCCGAUUUCCGUGAGCCCUCGCCGGAAGAGUGUUACCGCGUCAACCGCAUCCUGACCAAGCUGCACGGCCGCCGCGAUCCGCUCUCCAGCGAGGCAAUGACCGCCGACGGUCUUGAUGGCCGCCCCAGCCAGUUCCCGGACGUUCUCCACGGUCUCAUCUACGGUGUCUUGUGCCAAGCAACCAACGAGCGGAACGCAAUCCGCCAGGUGCAUGGCUUGGAUCAGGUCUACGGGUCCUGGAGGAACUUUUCCGCCAUCGCCGAGGGCGGCGAGUCCAGGCUUCGAGAGACCCUGGCCUGUGGCGGCCUACACGAGCGCAAAUCGCGCAUGAUCUUGAAGAUCCUGCAGCAGGUCUGGAGCAAGCAUCAGGAAUAUACGCUGAAUCAUCUGUUCCGUGCAACAGACUCGGAGGCGAUGCAGGAACUCCUCUCUUAUUAUGGGGUCGGUCCCAAAACCGCCAGCUGCGUGCUUGGCGUUACGCUGCAGCGCCAGCGUUUUGUGGUUGAUACUCACAUCUACCGGCUGACCGGAGAACUGGGCUGGAGGCCCUCCCAGGCAUCCGCGGAGCAAGCCCGCGCCCAUCUGGAGCAGAGGAUUCCCGACGGUCUGAAGUAUUCUCUGCAUCUGCUGUUCAUUUCCCAUGGGAGAGAAUGUCCACGCUGUCGCGCCGGUGGCGACCCGAGCUAUCAAUGUGAGCUCAUGUGCAAAUUGGAGGACGAACAAGCAGAGUAG
Molecule: messenger RNA, 921 nt
Organism: Aspergillus aculeatinus CBS 121060
Lineage: Eukaryota; Fungi; Ascomycota; Eurotiomycetes; Eurotiales; Aspergillaceae
Product: endonuclease III domain-containing protein
Exons: 1
Coding region: 1-921 (306 amino acids)
Biological process (GO): base-excision repair
Molecular function (GO): catalytic activity
Source: RefSeq, a predicted model, not a curated record